CUUAUGAAAGUCCGGGGGUGUCUUUAGCACUUUAUAAAUUCACUUCCAUCCUCCAUGGCUAUUUAGCGAUAAGGCGAGUAUAAUCUUAUACUAUUUUGCUGCUAUUUGGAGUUAGAAAAGGAAGCACGAAACACAAUCAUGCUGGAACACAUAACAGCAAGUGAAGUAGCCGGCUAUGGAGUUGGUGCUCUUCUCCUUUGCGCCACAAUUUCCGCCCCUAAGAUCGAUUCUUUCAUCUCUGCUUCUCAACGCAGCUCAUUAGGCAUGUGCAAGAGAUGUGGUGAUCUAAGGUUGAUUGCAUGCUCAAAUUGCAAAGGUUCUGGAUCACUCAGACAAGAUGGCGUAUUUAGCUUAAUCACUUCAGAUGAAGUUAAGUCAAAGACGAGUUCUUUGUCAUGCAACAAAUGUGGAGCUAGAGGCCAUUUCCCUUGCCCCGAAUGCAGUAAACUAAGGCGACCAAAGGGCUUUUAG
Lactuca saligna is the source of this 471-nucleotide messenger RNA. NCBI's taxonomy places the organism in Eukaryota, Viridiplantae, Streptophyta, Magnoliopsida, Asterales, Asteraceae. The record is from the annotation of a GenBank genome assembly.